AUGCGGGUAACACUCUUCUCUCUCCUUCCCCUCGCUUUGGCAGCGCCGGCCACCAUCUACAAACAAGCCGAGAAGCCCAUAUAUUGGCUGCUAGCCGGUGACUCCACAACAGCAACCAACGGCGGUUGGGGCGACGCUUUCCUCUCCAAAACCGUUGCGAGUAGCUCUUCAGGUCACAAUUAUGGGCACAGCGGCGCGUCCACGAGAUCCUUCCGUGCCGGCGGCGAUUGGGCCAGUGUCACCAAAGACAUUGGGACGUACAAGGAGGACUACAGGGUCUACUUCGGCCACAAUGACCAAAAGCCCACCUCUGGAGUCUCCCUAACAGACUACCGCAACAACCUCGCGACCUUCGCUUCCGAAGUCGAGCAGGCAGGCGCCACACCCAUCCUCCUCACUCCCCUAACGCGCCGCACGUUCAACAAAACAACGAACCGCGUCAUCGAGAACCUUUCCAACGAAACCGCCAUCACACUAGACGUAGCUCAAUCCAACGACUUGCACGUCGUCGAUCUCAACAAAGCAUCAACCGCGUACGUGAACGCGAUCGGUCAGAACGGAGCCGAUACAUACAACUGGGGUGAGAAUGGUACAACAGGGACUGAUCGAACGCAUUUGAACCCUUGGGGGGAGGUCGUGUUUGCGCGCAUGGUGAGUGAUUUGUUGGUGGCCAAGUAUGAGGAUGAGUUUGGGGAGUGGACGGUAAGGAAUGAGACGUUGAGUGAGCUGAUCAAAGACGGGAAGGUGGCUUAG
Molecule: messenger RNA, 753 nt
Organism: Alternaria atra
Lineage: Eukaryota; Fungi; Ascomycota; Dothideomycetes; Pleosporales; Pleosporaceae
Exons: 2
Coding region: 1-753 (250 amino acids)
Molecular function (GO): hydrolase activity
Source: RefSeq, a predicted model, not a curated record